AUGUCCAAUGAAACUUCAGAGUCUGGCUUUCUGCUCUUGGAAUUCUCAGAAGUUCGACAACAGCAGAUGCUAUAUUUCAUUGCCUUCCUGAUGUUGUACAUGGUGAUUCUGUCAGAGAACCUCCUUAUAAUCUCUGCAAUUGCUACUGACCACCACCUUCAUACCCCCAUGUAUUUCUUUUUGAUGAACUUGGCCAUGCAAGAUGUAGGGUCUGUUUCAGUUAUUAUCCCCAUAUCUUUGUUCAAUUCCCUGAUGAAUACCAGGCAUAUUUCUUAUUCUGGAUGUGUUGCUCAAGUUUUCAUGUUUAUUUUCUUUUUAGGAUCUGAUUUUGCUCUUCUCAUAGUCAUGGCUUAUGAUCGCUACAUUGCUAUUUGCAACCCAUUACAUUAUGAAAUGGUGAUGAACAAGCCAGCUUGCAUCCAAAUGAUUGCUAGUGUAUGGAUCUCUGGUCUUCUUUAUGGAGCAUUGCAUACCAGUAGUACCUUUGCAGCUCCUUUCUGCUCUAAUGUUGUCAACCAGUUCUUCUGUGAAAUCCCACAGUUGCUUAAGCUCACUUGCUCUGAUUUAUACCUAGUUGAAUUGGGGGUUUUGGUACUUAGUACUCUACUUGGGUUGGGGUGUUUUAUCUUCAUCAUUGUAACUUAUGUGCACAUAUUCACUGCAGUUCUGAGAAUCCCUACAGUGCAGGGAAAACAAAAGGCCUUCUCAACUUGUCUUCCCCACCUCACCGUCUUCUCCACAUAUGUAUUUACUGGCUACUUUGCCUACCUGAGGCAGCCUUCUAACACGCCUUCAUAUUCUGAUUUGGCAUUUACAAUGAUAUAUUCAAUGGUUCCACCCUUGUUAAAUCCAGUGAUUUACAGCAUGAGAAAUAAGGAGAUGAAAAAUGCUCUGCAAAGGCUUUUCUAUUUAAGGGGCUUCUUCUAA
Messenger RNA from Hemicordylus capensis (graceful crag lizard), 927 nucleotides. RefSeq names its product olfactory receptor 14C36-like. Gene Ontology annotation, molecular function: G protein-coupled receptor activity; olfactory receptor activity. Gene Ontology annotation, cellular component: membrane. The coding region runs from base 1 to 927 and encodes 308 amino acids. The record is from RefSeq and is a predicted model, not a curated record. The transcript has a single exon. Lineage: Eukaryota; Metazoa; Chordata; Lepidosauria; Squamata; Cordylidae. Gene Ontology annotation, biological process: G protein-coupled receptor signaling pathway.